GAAACAGUAGGAGUUUGGGAAUACCGAGUUUCAAUUUAGUAAACCGCUUGCGACUUAUUUAGCUUUAAAGAGCAACUUUUGGUUACAAUCCUGUCUCCCCUCUACCAUCAAAGCCAGAGGUUACCAAACAUUUUUUUCUUGUAGACUAUUUUAAAAAAUUUACUGGUUUUGGUGGACCCCUGCUGCUACAUUUUUUUUUACCACAUUCCCAAAAUUCGUCCAAAAUGUGAAGAUCUUAGGAUAGAAAUUGUUUUUAUUUCACGCCAACGUAGACCCCCGUUGAAUCUGUUGCGGACCCCUGGGGGUCCACCUGGACCACUAAGGGAAUCACUGAUCUAAACGGUCGUUGGUAAAAAUUUAAACGUUACCUAUACCGGCAGUAGUACCUAUGUAUAACGAAGUUUAAAGAAAACUAUCAGACUUAAGUUAGCUUUACAAGUUUACGAGUAAUAGUCGACCAUUUGUAUUUAACUCGAAAAUUUCGAACAACUCCAUACAAAACAACAAACAUGAUGUUUGUAAUGGAUAAUGGUACGGCCGGUUUUUUUAUAUAUUAUAUAGAUUAUGUAUUAUACUAGUUAACUAUAAACAAAUGGUAACUUUAUAUUUCUAUGUUAGUAUUGAAACUAAAUAAUUUUGUUACAUAUUGUAUUCAGAUUUAGGUAUAGCCCCUUAUUCGGGGGAGAAUUUUUAUAUAGCAGAAGCAAAAGACAUGGCCAGUGUCAUACAAAGGAUAAUCUCUGAUGGUUACCGGUUAGAACUGCCGGAAACGAUCGACUUAGUUCUAGAGACUGGAAUUUGUUCAAAAGACGAUGAAAUUGAUGGAAAUUGUAUAGUGAGAGCACGUGGACUCCCGUGGCAGUCCUCUGACCAAGACAUAGCAAAAUUCUUCAGAGGUCUCAAUGUUGCCAAGGGUGGAGUAGCCCUGUGCUUGUCGCCCCAGGGUCGGCGGAACGGAGAAGCGUUGGUACGGUUCGUGUCGCAGGAGCACAGAGAUAUGGCACUCAAGCGGCAUAAACACCACAUCGGCCAACGGUACAUCGAGGUGUACCGUGCAAGUGGUGAUGAUUUCCUGUCAGUAGCUGGCGGAGCGACGUGUGAAGCUGCUGCCUUCCUGUCGAGAGGUGCGCAAGUCAUUGUGCGUAUGCGCGGUCUACCCUACGAUGCGCUGCCACAGCAAGUGCUGGAUUUCUUUUCAACUGGUGAUGAUCCAGUACAAGUGCUGGACGGAGCAGAUGGCGUGCUGUUCGUGCGGCGUGCCGAUGGUAGAGCUACAGGAGAUGCUUUUGUACUCUUUGCUAAAGAAGAUGACGCACCUAAAGCUCUCUCGAGGCAUAGAAAACUCAUAGGGGCUAGAUAUAUUGAACUGUUUCGGUCUACAACAGCUGAAGUUCAGCAGGUUCUAAAUCGAUCGCUGGAGACCCGUACAAGUACAGCGAGUACACCAUCCGCAGCCCCAGCACCUUCUGAGAGCUUGUUACCGGUUGCUUUAGUACCUCAACACGUCAUCACCUCAGGAACAGCUAAAGACUGCGUGCGGCUCAGGGGUCUACCAUAUGAAGCACAGGUGGAGCAUAUCCUCACUUUUCUGGAUGAGUUUGCCAAAAACAUAGUUGUACAAGGAGUUCACAUGGUUUUCAAUGCACAGGGUCACCCUAGCGGGGAAGCAUUCAUACAAAUGGACAGUGAAGCUAGCGCUUUCCUUUGCGCGCAACAAAAACACCAUCGCUACAUGACCUUUGGAAAGAAGCAGCGUUAUAUCGAGGUGUUCCAGUGCUCAGGCGACGACAUGAACCUAGUGCUGACCGGCGGUGUUACUCCGGCCACCUCGCCAAAGGUUCUGUCCCCUGGUACGUUGGUCCCUCAGGCGCCCGCGCCGCGCCUUCUCGCGCACCACAUCGCGCACCAGAGCCUCCUCGCGCGCCAGCACGAGAACCUCCUCCUCGCCUCCCUCCGCCCACCGCUGCUCCUCCCCCUGGCAGUCCGCCAGCCCGCCCCCGUCCAAGUGCCCCAGUUCAUCCCCCAGCCUCAGGUGCUUCCCGCCAAGCGUACCUACGACCGCGCCUUCACCCCCACCGACCCGACCCCGGCCAAACGCCAAUACACGGUGCCCCCGCAAAUGACACCCUCUCUUUCCCUUCCUAUGUUCUCAUACGGCACUUCGACACCCAUCUUUUCAUACGCAAAUACCAGUCCGGUCCUCUCCACUUAUCCGAAUGUCCAGGGAACGAUUCCGACUGCACUCCCUGCUGGAUACGGUUCCGCUCUUUCCGCAACUCUCCCGGCGUCUUUGAGUACUCCGUUCCCUACUUUAUCCAUGUUUCCGACUUACCCUUACUAUCCUGGAGUAUAAAUUACGUAAUGCUUCCAAUAGGUAUUGUAUCACGUCACGGUUGACAUAAUACCUUAUGAUUUUGAUUGGUUGACGAUUUGUCGUAGUUAAAUACUAAACAGGGUAAUGCGAUGACAAUAAGCUCAAAAGUUUAGAAGCCGUAAAUACCGUUAACGGGUUUAUUUACACGAAUUUAGUUAUUCCACGGUUAAGUGAGCACUCGGCAGCAUCUAUUUUAGUCGGUUUCCAAGAUCGUGAUCGGUUUUUAAAACUGGUCACUUGCGGCUCUUGUGAGACUUUUUUUUUUGUUGUUAUACAGUUUGUUGAACACUCACUUGUGUUAAUUUAUUAAGUGAACCAGAGGUUGUUAAUUGAUGACAAGUAGAUAGGUAUAUUUAGAUUAUAAUUAUGUCUGAUGUAGUGUGAUUUAACGUUGUGAUUUUAAAAAAUACAGACAUUCCAUUAGCUGAAAGACAAAUUGAUGCCGACAUAUUCAAAAGGCUGAUUUUAAGUCUGAUAACUGUUACUUAUACAAGUACUUUUUUUUUUGUUCUGUGGCUCGCAAAGGCAAUUUAUGUAUUACAUCUCUUCUUCAGAAUAGAAAAGGAUCAAUGAAAUUAAUUCUAUUUUCGAACUUUAAUUGACCAAUCAAUAUUUUUUUACUAUAGUAUAGGACCUCUUUAUAAAAAAAAAACUCUAAACUAAAAAAAUAUUUAAUGUAAAUACGUAUAAUAUUAAUUAAACAUUAUGAGUUAAAUAACAAUUUCAGAAAAAGUAAAGAUGUAUAAGUUUGCUUCCACAAAUAUACAUGUGAAUGAAAUAUUAAUACGUACUAGCAAUGAAAACCGGAUUCCUUUGUUUUUCCAAUAACGACAAAACUUUAAAAAUGCUUACCUAUCCUUGUUCUAUUCAUAUGAAAAAAAGAGAUGCGGUACUUAAUUUUAAAUGUAGGUAUCUGUAACGGAAUCAAAACCAUUGGGUACUUAAUUUUUUUUUUUUUUUGAGUACAAUGCAAGUGUACACAUAGGUACUGUAUAUUAAAUAUAUUUUUAUUAUAGUUACUCAUUUUUGUCUGUUGAUACCGUUUGCAAAUGAACUAAUUUUUAAGUUUAAUAUUGAUGUUACGUUUUUCGUAAUCACCCCUCAAAGGCAGCUUAUUAUAUUUUAUAGUUUAGGGCUAAUGGUGGGCACCUAUCCUACACUUAUAUUUCCUUUCCGAAAGUCAUCCUUAAGUAUGUUACGGUCAAAUAUGUUCACUAUCUAACUGUCUAGAACACAUGCAACAUAAAGUAAGGACUGGUCCCUCAUACUGUGAGAUAUUUUGCAAUAGCGAGCGAGACAAUCGUCUAUUCAUCUCUUUCUUAUGCGGGGUUAGUACCUUAGCUGUCAUCGUUAUAUAUACCAUACCUCACACCACAUACCUACCUAGUAUAUAGCAAUUAUUGGUGUUAAAGUAUAUGAAAUUUUAUAUGGCACGAUUUCUUUUGUUACUUUGUAACAAAUAAGUAAAAAAAUAAUAUUCAUUUGAUUAUUUAUAUAACAGCAAUAAAAACCGUAAUAAUUAAGUGUAACACGAGGAAACGCUGCCAUAUAUCGGGUAAUUUGUUUAAUGGAACUCUUUAGAAUACCUUAUUAUUUAAACGUCAUUAUAUGGUGUUGCCAUUAUCUCAAUAUUCACAUAAAUAGGUAUGGGGCUUUAGUCACGAACACUCGGUAUAAAGGCUAAUUUCUAUGUUCUGUCAUUUUUUAUAAAUUUAUUAAAUGUAACUAUUUAUACUUUACAAUAUUGUGUCAAUUAAUGGUAAUAAGUAAGUGUAAUAAUUUUUAUGGUGUAUCCGAACGGGUUGUGAUAUGGAAAAUGCAUGCUACGUGGUCACAAGAUAAGGGUAAGUGUCGCCGUUUUGUGUUUAAAAAUGAUAUUGGUGACGUCUCUGAUGCCGGUAUAUUUUUAACUCUAUGGGUAUACAGCAUGGAAGCUUAAGUUUGCGACAUAAAUAUGAACUUUGCAUGGCUCACGAGAUCUCGUACGGGUAAUUUGGUCAGCUUACGUUUUCCAGAGCACAGCGCGCCCGGAUACAGUAUGUAUUUUCUUACCUGCAAUAAACUGUACGUCUCGAAAAUGUUUAUCUACACAUUAGCUUAACCAUAGCACUGCAAAUUGUACUUUGAAUAACCCAAUAACAAGAUUUACUGACUAACUUUUUAUUGUAGUAAAUACAAAAUACUUAUCUUUCCUACCCCGACUUUGACACACUAAAAGUAAUAAAAUCUCACGCGGCUUUUUCUCUAUAGUGCAUUAUGC
This is a messenger RNA of Diatraea saccharalis (sugarcane borer), 4634 nucleotides long. The record is from the annotation of a GenBank genome assembly. Lineage: Eukaryota; Metazoa; Arthropoda; Insecta; Lepidoptera; Crambidae.